AUGGCAAAGAAGCUUAGAUUUAUCCUCUUAGCCAUACUCUUCCUCCUUAUUACACUAGCCUAUCCCUGCUGGAGUGAACCUAUCACAAACAUUACGUCCUUAGGGAAGUUUCCUUAUGAAGUUCAACGCGUUAAGCUGCCAACAUUUCAUGAUAACCGUUUGAUUUCAUCGGAUGAUUGUGAGCAAACCUAUGGUGUUAUGCCAUGCACCAACGCUGUCCUAGGAAAUGGCUUUCUAAUUCUUGUAUAUGCUUAUUGCAUUUUCUGGGCUGCGAAGAUUUUGACUGAUGGAAGUGAGAUUUUGCUUGAGAUUCUUGGUCCGGGCAUCAUUGGUGGGCUCUCCUUGCCCAUAUUCAGCUCACUUCCUAAUGCUAUUAUCAUCCUUGCAUCUGGACUAUCUGAGACCAAGGAAACUGCUCAAAGUCAGCUCUCCAUUGGAAUGGGCUUGCUGGCUGGAACAGCUGUUAAUCUUCUGACAUUACUUUGGGGAUCCUCUGUUUUAUUUAGCAGGCAUGACCUUAAGAUUCUGCAGAUUCAACAAAUGCAAAACGCUUUAGCUUUAGUGAUGAUGACUCUGGAAGAUGACAAACCGGAGACUAGCACCAAACCUGCUGAGGCUGCAGCUGAAGAUGCUGGGAAGAAGCCGAUGCCUUGA
This is a messenger RNA of Quercus lobata, 654 nucleotides long. RefSeq names its product sodium/calcium exchanger NCL1-like. NCBI's taxonomy places the organism in Eukaryota, Viridiplantae, Streptophyta, Magnoliopsida, Fagales, Fagaceae. The coding region runs from base 1 to 654 and encodes 217 amino acids. Gene Ontology annotation, molecular function: calcium:proton antiporter activity. The record is from RefSeq and is a predicted model, not a curated record. Gene Ontology annotation, cellular component: membrane. The transcript has 3 exons. Gene Ontology annotation, biological process: intracellular calcium ion homeostasis; calcium ion transmembrane transport.